UCAGCCUGACUGAAGAGGCUACUUUGGAGCCACAUAAACACAUUCUCAGAUUCAGCGUUGCGCUGUCAGCCUGCCUCCGACGCGGACGUCUCUCUAAUCAGAGAGUGAGGAGAAAAGGAGAGAGAGAGAGAGAGAGAGAGAGAGAGAGUAAAAGGGAGAGAGACCUAAGGAGAGAGAGCACAACCACCAAGCAAAGCAUCACUGCUGCUUCUUGCCUACAUCCCUCUUUCUUCAGACGAAAAAAAGGCGCUUCUGUCUCGCAGCAUCACACACUCCAUUUCUUCAAGCUCGAGAGAGAAAACACAAGCAAUCUGGCUGCGGGAGAGAAAUAAAGGCAUGAUUAGAAUGCAGCUGACCGUUUGAAGAAGAAAAAAAAAAACAAAAGGAGGGAGCCUGGAGACGAGAGGGUUUAAAUGAAUGAAGCAGUGUCCUUCCAGCAGCAUGUGGAGGGAAUAGCAGUCUAAGCAGGAACAGAGGCUGAGGCAGCACGUCUUCCCCACAUCCCUCUCUCCCGCGGCCAAUUCAAGAACUUUGCAGAGAUGGGCUCUGAACUUGGCCGCCAGUGAAUAAUUGAUAUCGGACACUUACAAGAGAAUAAAGAAGCAUUUACUCAGUCCGCCUGCUCCGAGGACGUGACUGGACACGUGGUGUGGAUACCAGCAGCUGGCCCUUGGAGCCCCACACCAGCUCGGCUCCUUUGAAGACUGCACCCUCUACGUCCUUCCCCACAGUACACGCCAUCCCCCCCCCCCCCCCCACUCUCUUCUGCCCCCUCACUUGUUACAAGCAUGUGUGGGGAUUAAGGCUUGGGAUUACUGAAGUGUCCACAUCGUUUAUGGGAAGAAGGACACGCCGUUGUUUGUUUUGUGAUCUGCUGUAUGAGAUGAUCUGGGCAGUGAUGACUUGCUGCAUGAUCUCCAGGAAGCAGCCUCUGCAGCUGCGCCUGAAACAUACACCUGUCCAGCACUUAUAACCACAGCCUUUAACUCCCUCUUCCAAGUAAUGACCAGGCAUAGAACCAACCCUGGAGAUGCCGAAGAGAAGAGACAUUCUUGCCAUCGUGUUAAUCGUGUUACCGUGGACCCUGCUCAUCACUGUGUGGCACCAGAGUGCUAUCGCCCCCCUGCUCGCCAUCCGAAAGGCCUGUCACCAUCUAGUAAAAGAGAUCUUUAUCAUACCAGAGUGGCUAAUGGUCCAGCGGCAGCGUCUGGCAGAUGAUGGAGCGGAAGCCAGGCGCGAGGCAGGUCCUGCCACUGACUCCAAGGAGUACUGCUCCCCCGACAAGGACAUAGUGGAGGUGGUGCGCACAGAGUACGUCUACACCAGACCACCACCGUGGUCUGACGUGCUGCCCACCAUCCAUGUCAUCACCCCUACGUACAGCCGGCCAGUGCAGAAAGCUGAGCUCACACGGCUGGCCAACACCUUCCUCCAUGUGCCCAACCUGCACUGGAUCCUGGUAGAGGACUCUCAGAGGAGAACCCCGCUGGUGACGAGGCUGCUGAGGGAGACAGGGCUAAACUACACACACCUCAAUGUGGAGACCCCACGCAACUACAAGCUGAGAGGAGACACGAGAGACCCCAGGAUCCCACGGGGAACCAUGCAAAGGAACCUGGCUUUGAGAUGGCUCAGAGAGACCUUCAGCCCCAACAGCAGUCAGACUGGCAUUGUCUACUUCGCAGAUGAUGAUAACACAUACAGCCUGGAGCUUUUCGAGGAGAUGCGUUCCACUCGUAAGGUCUCCGUUUGGCCUGUGGCAUUCGUCGGAGGUUUGCGGUACGAGUCACCCAAAGUCAAUGCUGCUGGCAAGGUCUAUGGAUGGAAAACAGUGUUUGACCCUCACCGGCCCUUCGCCAUUGACAUGGCAGGUUUCGCCAUCAACCUGCGGCUCAUUCUUUUCAAACCCCAAGCCUACUUCAAGCUGCGGGGGGUCAAGGGGGGCUACCAGGAGAGCAGCCUCCUCAGAGAGCUAGUCACUCUAAACGAUCUGGAACCUAAAGCUGCCAAUUGCACUAAAAUUCUUGUGUGGCACACACGGACAGAAAAGCCCGUCCUGGUGAACGAAGGCAAGAAAGGCUUCACAGAUCCAAAUGUGGAGAUCUGACAUCCACUUGAGCUCUGGCACUUGGCUAAACCGAGGCCCUGCAAGAACAUCCAAGAGACAGUACCUCAGAACCAAACCUUCAUAAAAAUAAUUCUUGUUCCUAGUUAUGGCUAAAUACAGUUAAUGUUCCAGAGAGGUAUCUUUCAAAGCACAGAUUGGUUAAACAAGGCAAUAUUUCUCAGUAUUUUGUACGUAUAAGCAUCAAAAAGCAGAUAACGCUCGUGACAGAAACAAGAAAGUAAACAAUGGCGCAUCUGUAUGAUGAUGCCCCCCCCCAUCAUCUGCUCAUAGGAGACAGCACAGCAUGGAGCCAGAGAGAUUGCACACUCGACUAGCUGAUGAUUCCAUGCACUUCUUCCCAGCACACGGUGCCCUGCCUGUGCCAGGAGCGUAAUAACUGUAGAAAGAGCCCUGAAUACAACUCUAAAGGACAGAAUGACUGGAGUGUAUCUGCACGGAUGGAAAGGAGAGGAAACAGCUUCAAGUGUUCAGAUUUGGUCUGGAAUGGAACUUUUAACAAAUCUCCCACAGACUGGACUCUUUUCAGAAACUAAUGCAUACUUAGAAGGGAAUGUGUUCUUUUUUUUUACAUAACAAGAAAUCUACCUUUAAUUUAAUGUUUUGUUGUUUGCGUUGCUAGCUGAAAACUACUGAAUUGGUUUUGGAUUCUUGUUGCCUCAACUGAAAUACAAGUCCUGAAAGUGUUUUCAAA
Messenger RNA from Pygocentrus nattereri (red-bellied piranha), 2819 nucleotides. RefSeq names its product beta-1,3-glucuronyltransferase 1 (glucuronosyltransferase P) a (gene b3gat1a). The coding region runs from base 1031 to 2107 and encodes 358 amino acids. Gene Ontology annotation, biological process: carbohydrate metabolic process; chondroitin sulfate proteoglycan biosynthetic process. Gene Ontology annotation, molecular function: galactosylgalactosylxylosylprotein 3-beta-glucuronosyltransferase activity. The record is from RefSeq and is a predicted model, not a curated record. The transcript has 10 exons. Gene Ontology annotation, cellular component: Golgi membrane. Lineage: Eukaryota; Metazoa; Chordata; Actinopteri; Characiformes; Serrasalmidae.